AUGGCCCCACCAUACGGAGGAAGAUCCGCUACCAAUCUUUCAACCAGAAAGUCCUCGUUCUUCAAUACCCCAGUUGCUCCCCCCCACCCAGACGUGUAUUACGUGGGGGUGGACGUGGGAACUGGGUCUGCCAGGGCGUGUAUCAUCGACACCAACGGUAUCAUCUUGGGAUUGGCCGAAAGACCCAUCACCAGACAUGAAUUGCGCCCCAACUACAUCACCCAGAACUCGACCGAGAUCUGGAACGCCAUCUGCUUCUGCGUUAAGGCAUGCUUGCGGGACUCGGGAGUGGACCCAGCCGAGGUGUACGGGAUCGGCUUCGACGCCACCUGCUCGUUAGUGGCCAUCAGUGAGUCCACGGACGAGCCACUCGGCGUGGGCCCCGACUUCUCCAAUACCACCGAGAACAUCAUCUUGUGGAUGGACCACCGUGCCGAGGAAGAGACCAACGCCAUCAACGCCACGGGUGAUACCUGUUUGAAGUACGUGGGUGGCCAGAUGUCCAUUGAGAUGGAAUUGCCCAAGAUCAAGUGGUUGAAGCACCACAUGCCGGGUGGAAUCAAGGAUGUAAAGUUUUACGACUUGCCAGACUUCUUGACCCACAAGGCCACGGGCUCUGAGGCCCGUUCCUUCAACUCGGCAGUGUGCAAGCAGGGUUUCGUGCCAUUGGGCGUCGAAAACUCGGAAACGGGCUGGUCUCGCCAGUUCUUGGAGUCCAUCGACUUGCCCGAGUUGAUCGAGGAUGACUUUAGACGUUUGGGAGGAACCCCUGCCAAGUCCGGUACCUUCUUGAGUGCUGGUGAUGUGGUGGGAAAAUUGACCGUCAAGGCUGCCGAGGAAUUGGGCUUGACCACCGAGUGUAUUGUGGGCUCGGCUGUUAUCGAUGCCUACGCCGGCUGGGUCGGUACCGUGGCCGGCAAGGUCGAGGUGCCUCAUUUACAGGAGUCUGCAGAAAAGUCCGAAGGGUCCAUUGCUACCUCUUGUGGCAGAUUGGCUGCAGUUGCUGGUACUUCUACAUGCCACAUUGCCAUGACCAGAGAUCCGUGUUUCGUGCAAGGUGUGUGGGGUCCCUACAAGGACGUGAUGGCUCCGGGAUACUGGUUGGCUGAAGGUGGCCAAUCUUGUACCGGUGCGUUGUUGGCGCAUGUGCUUGCCAUCCACCCAGCCCUGCAAGAGUUGUCGCACUUGGCAGAAACCUCCAGUGUAUCAAAAUUCGAUUACUUGAACUUGACAUUGGAAAACUUGGUAAGCCAGAACAAGGUCCGUUCCGUGGUCAGCUUGGCCAAACACAUUUUCUUCUAUGGUGAUUUCCACGGAAACAGAUCGCCAAUCGCCGACCCCAAGAUGAGAGCCAGCAUCAUCGGCCAAUCGAUGGACUCCUCGGUCAAUGAUUUGGCCGUCCAGUACUUUGCUGCCUGCGAGUUCAUUGCCCAGCAAACCAGACAGAUCGUGGAGGAAAUGGAAAAGGGUGGCCACCAGAUCUCCACUAUUUUCAUGAGUGGUGGCCAGUGCAGAAACGGUUUAUUGAUGAGGUUGUUGGCCGACUGCACUGGUAAGCCCAUCGUGAUUCCAAGAUACAUCGACGCAGCUGUCGUAUUUGGCUCUGCCAUCUUGGGUGCAGUUGCCUCGGAAGAAUCAGUCAACGAACAUAUCGCCACCAAAGGUAGAUCUAGAAGAUCUUCCAUCUUGUCUACUCAAAAGUCCCAGACCAGCUUGAACCAACAGGGCCAUCAUAGUCACCCUGGCGAGCCACACUCGCCCUACACAGCACCCUCGGCAACCGCCAGCACCACCAAUAUGUCCACCUUGGUAUACUCGCAUGGAAAUGCCGGUUCCCACCACCAAUUCGGAUCGAUGACGCCAAUGCAGGAAGAGAAUACCGAUUAUUUCAACCAACCCACAGCUGGAUCCAAGGCUGUCAUUUCAGAGGAUGAAGACACCGAAGAUGACGAACAGACAUUGUCCUUCGGCUCCAAGCAAAACGUGCAAAAGGGCUUGUCUCAAAAGAUGCAUCGGUUGGACUUGAAGCCAUUAUCGGCCAUCAAAAAGGUUACCAGCAAGGACAGUGUUCAAGCCAACUCUGGCGACAAAUUGUGGAGAGUCAUGGAGAAGAUGACCGGUCCUGGUAAGGUUAUCAUGCCAUCUGAUAAGUCGCAUCCUGAUCGCAAGUUAUUGAAUGCCAAGUACGCCAUCUUCUUGGAACAGUGCUACAAGCAACAAGAAUACAGAAGGGCCGUGGACUUGGUUGAGAGCGAGAAUUUAAAUGCUUUGAAGUUGCACUAG
Suhomyces tanzawaensis NRRL Y-17324 is the source of this 2283-nucleotide messenger RNA. RefSeq names its product putative phosphotransferase. Gene Ontology annotation, molecular function: phosphotransferase activity, alcohol group as acceptor; kinase activity. The record is from RefSeq and is a predicted model, not a curated record. Gene Ontology annotation, biological process: carbohydrate metabolic process. The coding region runs from base 1 to 2283 and encodes 760 amino acids. Lineage: Eukaryota; Fungi; Ascomycota; Pichiomycetes; Serinales; Debaryomycetaceae. The transcript has a single exon.